This is a messenger RNA of Periophthalmus magnuspinnatus, 2254 nucleotides long. Its product is annotated as alpha-1,6-mannosylglycoprotein 6-beta-N-acetylglucosaminyltransferase B-like. The record is from RefSeq and is a predicted model, not a curated record. Gene Ontology annotation, biological process: protein N-linked glycosylation. The transcript is spliced from 17 exons. The coding region runs from base 23 to 2254 and encodes 743 amino acids. Gene Ontology annotation, molecular function: alpha-1,6-mannosylglycoprotein 6-beta-N-acetylglucosaminyltransferase activity. Gene Ontology annotation, cellular component: Golgi apparatus. Lineage: Eukaryota; Metazoa; Chordata; Actinopteri; Gobiiformes; Gobiidae.
UGACAUCCACUGACACAGGGCCAUGCGUGCUCCACUGCGACCACGGAGUGGCUGCCUGCUGCUGUGCCUGUGUAUGUCAGUGCUCACUCUGAUGCUGCAGAGCUUUUGGGUUCCUCUGGAGAUGGCGCCGGAUGAACUGACUGGAAGGUCACUUGAAGGUCAAAGUCAUGGUUUCCGUAGCCUGGCGCUCCAGCUCAAAGAUUUGAACUCUCGGGUGAAGAAGCUCAGCAGAGACAGAGAUGGCACCAGAGACGACCUGAGCAUGCAGCUACAGAGUUUCAGGAAAGACCAGCAGGGGUUGGCACGUUUGGUUGAGCGGGAGAUGAAGAGAGUGUUUCAGAAAAUUGAUCAGCUCAACCAUCAACAUGAGCAGCGUCAGGACACAGCUCUGUCCCAGGACCAGCAUAAAACACAGGCAGAGCCCACUGAAAACUGUAAAGUGCCAUUGGACCCCACUUUUCCACUUUGUGCGGACAAAAUGGAGUUUCUUCGGUUACACUGGAAGACAGACCCAUGCUAUGCCUUUUAUGGUGUUGAUGGCUCCACCUGCUCUUUACUAAAGUACCUCAGCCAAACUGAGGACUUCUGCCCCCUACAGGCUGGUCUCAACCACACCGCCCCAGCAUGGCAUCAAACACCCCGCUCACAUUCAGAGAAGGCUGAAAUACGUACAAGUCUAGCUCCAUUGUCUGAAAGCAUCACAAACAGCAGCAGUCCUGGAUUAAAGUUCAUCCGGGCCAGAGUGCAGAGGAUGGAGCAGAGGUGGAUCCGGGCUGGUCUCAACUUGAGCCGGAGGAGCAACAUCACAGUGUCCAGGAAACUCAGGGUGCUGCUGUAUCCUGGCACUCUGGCUGGGAGUCUUGGGCAGAGAUUUGAAGCCAUGGUGGAGAGAGGGGGGCCUUUGGGAGAGCUGGUCCAGUGGGCAGACCUGAGUGCCAGUCUGACCGUGCUGGGCCACAAUGUGACCCUGACCACGUCCCAGCACCUCCUCCACAGUUUGAUAGGUGCUGCUCCGGGCCGAGGCAGCUGUCCCAUACAGAGACCUCUGACAUUUGACCUCAUCUAUACUGACUACCAUGGCCUGGCACAUCUACAAGGAGCAAUGGGAAUAGCUUUUCGGCAUUAUCAGUGUCGAUACAGAAUCCUGGACUCCUUUGGCACAGAACCUGCCUUUAACUUGGGGUCUUACGCUCGCAGUCGUGAAGACAAAACCCUAUGGGGAAGCUGGGACCUGCACCCGCAACAGUAUAUGACCAUGUUUCCUCACACUCCGGAUAAUUCUUUCUUGGGCUUUGUGACCGAGGAGAGCUUGAAAGCUGAAGUCAAGAAAGAAGCAAUGGAUUCCUACAAGAAAGGCAAUGUUGCAGUUGUGUAUGCCAAACAAGAGUACAUGUGGGAGGGCAAGUCUGAUUAUGUGAAAGUAAUCAGUGAAGAAUUUGAAAUCCAUGCCACAGUUUACAAGCGCCCAGGAAUCCCAUCCCAGUUACCCAGCUUUGUCAUAAACCACGGCCUGUUGAGUCAGGACAACUUUGUACAACUUCUCCACAACGCCAAGGUUUUUGUAGGUCUGGGUUUCCCUUACGAAGGCCCAGCUCCUAUUGAAGCUAUAGCUAUGGGCUGUGCCUUCAUCCAGCCGCGAUUCAAACCUCCCCACUCCUCCAAAAAUAAUAACUUUUAUAAAGGGAAGCCAACUACUAGAAAGAUCUCAUCCCAGCAUCCUUACGCUGAAGAGUUCAUUGGAAAGCCUUAUGUUUGGACUGUGGAUGUGAAUAACCGCACUGAAAUACAGCAAGCAAUACAGAACAUUUUUCACACAGAGGUGCAACCGUUCACUCCACGAGAGUUCACCUGUGAGGGGAUGCUGGAGAGGCUUCAGGCUUAUAUCACUCAUCAGAAUUUCUGCAGUAAAUCACUUCCUACAUGGCCACCUAAAAGUGUUUUAAGGGUGCUGCUGAGUCCUUUGGGUGAGUCCUGUACAAACGUGUGCCGGCACUCCUCUCUUACAUGUGAACCUGCAUUAUUUCAUUAUUUAAAUAGUGCUGCCACAUUCACCAGUCUAAAGCUGAACUGCUCCAGUGUGAAGGCAGAGGUCAGUCACCUGUUCCCAGCCUACAAUCCCUGGGGUCGACAGUGCCACCUGCAGUUGGAGCCUCUCCUGUUCAGCUGUGCAGGAUCUGACCCCUCCUUCAGAAGACUGUGUCCAUGCAGAGAGUACACGCCUGGACAAGUGGCACUGUGCCCGGGCUGCUCAUAG